AUGGUUGAAGAGUUGUUACUCUCCACGUCCAUCCUUAGACUCCUUCUAGAGCCAUUUUAUUUUUCAAAGCGAGAAAGUCAGAUAAAGGGUGGAGAGCAGAAUGUGAGAGACAUGAGGAAAGGGGGCUGUAUGACAGAGCAGGCUGCUGAGAGUUCUGUCCUGGGGCAUCUUCAGGGUUAUGCUAAGGAGUUUGUUCUUCAGUGUGAAAUUCAGCAACCAGCUGAAUUUUCAGAACCUGAAUACCCUCGAGUUGAGUGUCAAAGAAGACAGCAAUUUUGGGAUCCUAUAAGGCUAGCUCUCUUCACAUUGGCAAUUGCAGCAAUCAUAGGAAUUGCAAUUGGUAUAGUUACUCAUUUUGUUGUUGAGGAUAAUAAGUCAUUCUGUUACCUUGCCUCUUUUAAAGUCACAAAUAUCAAAUACGAAGAAAAAUAUGCAGUGAAAACUUCAAGGGAAUUUAUAGAAAGGAGUCAUCAGAUUGAGAGAAUGAUGUCCAGGAUAUUUCGAAGCUCCACAGAAAGCCAAUUUAUCAACUCUUAUGUUAUCAGACUAAGUCCCGAUGAAGGUGGUGUGAAGAUUCUUAUGGUACUCAUGUUUCAAUACCCAUCUACUAGUAGUGCUGAAAGAAUCAAGAAAAGAAUUGAAUAUAUUUUAUAUCAAAGUCUGAAGAUGAAAAACUUGCCUUUGAGUAUAAACAAAACAUCAAUUACACUCACACCUAUCGACGGCAAAAAGACGAGGCAUCUUCUCAACAAUCGGUGUGGGAUAAGGAUGACAUCUUCAAACAUACCAAUACCAUCAUCCUCUUCUACUGAAAAGAUUGUCUUUGGAAGUGAAACAGCUAUGGAUGGGGAGUGGCCUUGGCAGGCCAGCCUCCAGCUCAUAGGCGCAGGCCAUCAGUGUGGAGCCAGCCUCAUCAGUAACACAUGGCUCGUCACAGCAGCUCACUGCUUAUGGAGAAAUAAAGACCCAAGUCAAUGGAUUGUUACUUUUGGUGUAACUAUAACACCACCUGAAGUGAAACGAAAUUUGAGGAAAAUUAUUCUUCAUGAAAAUUACCACAGAGAAACAAAUGAAAAUGACAUUGCCUUGGUCCAGCUUGAUACUGGAGUUCCGUUUUCAAGAAUAGUUCAGAGAGUUUGCCUGCCGGAUUCAUCUCUAAAGUUGCCACCUAAAACAAGCGUAUUUGUCACAGGAUUUGGAUCCAUGGUAGAUAAUGGACCUACACAAAAUAAACUUCGGCAAGCCAGAGUAGAAACCAUAAGCACUGAUGUAUGUAAUAGAAAGGAUGUGUAUGAUGGGCUGAUAACUCCAGGAAUGCUGUGUGCGGGGUUCAUGCAAGGAAAAGUUGAUGCUUGUAAGGGAGAUUCUGGUGGACCUCUGGUUUAUUCUGAUAAUCAUGGCAUCUGGUAUCUUGUUGGUAUAGUAAGUUGGGGACAAUCAUGUGCUCUCCCCAAAAAACCUGGAGUCUACACGAGAGUGACUACAUAUCGAGACUGGAUUGCCUCAAAGACUGACCUCUAG
Molecule: messenger RNA, 1521 nt
Organism: Trichechus manatus latirostris (Florida manatee)
Lineage: Eukaryota; Metazoa; Chordata; Mammalia; Sirenia; Trichechidae
Product: transmembrane serine protease 11F
Exons: 11
Coding region: 1-1521 (506 amino acids)
Biological process (GO): proteolysis
Molecular function (GO): serine-type endopeptidase activity
Source: RefSeq, a predicted model, not a curated record